AUGACGCGGUGGCGCGCCGUGCUCAAAUCCGGCGUCGAUCACUGGAGCGACUACUCCGACACCGACGACGAUCGCGAUCGCUUCGACGACGAGUGCGAGGACGACGAGCGACGACGGCGCGAUGACGUCGAGCUCCGGCGGUCGAUCGGUGAAGAUUUAGACUCUCUCGGUCACGCGAAAGAGUCCUCGCGCGAUCCAUCGAGCGGAAACUCGAGCGAUGAUAAGGACGCGGACGUACACGCGAGCGCGGGCGCGCGUCCAUCGACGAUGCGGACGGAGGGUGGCGAAACGCGCGCGGAUCGGGACGGCGGCGCGAACGACGACGGCGAGCGAGCGGGCGAGCGAGCGAGUGGGGAUGAGGUCGGCGGCGCGGACGGCGUGGAUGAUAACGUAAAGGUUGGUCUCGGAGGGGCGUGGCGGAUCGAACGGAGAGAUUUGGAGUGGCAGUGCCUGUGGAUUGAACUGCGAACGAGGGAAAUCGAUCGACACGUCGCGCGAUACGAAGCGAGAUUGCGAGCGAUGAAGCGGAACGAUGACGCCGCGGGGGCGUCGGGGGAUAAAGGCGAGGCCGAGGACGUGCGAGCGGGGACGAUAGGGGAUUCGGCGCGGGCGAAGCGUUCGACGGUGGAGGCAAACUCGGAGAACUGCGCGCAGGUGAUUCUCGGACACCCCAUGUUCGCGCUCCUGGAUGACGCGUGGGAGGAUAAGGAGCCGACGUCGGCAAAGAAACGAUUGAAUCCUGGUGCGAAUGAUCCGUCAACGACGACGACGACCGAGCUGAGCGGUGCGAAGGCUGGUGGAACGUUGAAACGCGUGGCGUCGCCGGAUACCAACCCUAAGUCGUCCGAGGAGAAGAAGCGCAAGGUCAUGGACGGCAUCGGCCCGAAGGAGACCAACUCGGACAGUGAUAUUUCCACCACGGCACUGUAUGAGCAGAUCGACGCGGCGAAGAAACGGGUCGAGUCGCUCAAGGAACGUCUGAGCAAGACGGCGCCCAAGCUGGAGAAACAGAAGAGCGCGUCGGACAAAUUCAAGACGCCGGGGUCGAAGAACAGGAGCGAUAAGACGACGUCAGAUAAGACGCCCGUGAGCGUAUCUGGGAAACGUUCAUCGACGCGAGGCGUAGACGCGUACGACAUCAACAACGUCAUCUCUGCGCAAGGACCGGCCAAGUACGUCGAGCGUGCGAUUCACGAAACCAUCGCCACGCCGAGAGUGCGCGCGGCGAGCGCGCUCACAGCCGCCUUCGACGCCUCUACGGACGGAGAAUCGAGCGAUGAAGACAUCUCGGACGAAGUGUACAUCGUGCGUCACGCUAAACUCGAGGCUGAGGAGAAGUCUGCGCGCGAGCCGUUAGUCCGAGGCCGCUCUGGUCAAAAGCAAGCGACGCCCACUGGCAAGCAAGUCUCCCUCUUCGACGAGGACGUCGACGACGAAACCUUGGAACGAAAUUUUGACAUCGUCAUGAACGAAGCCCCGACGAACGCGUGA
Messenger RNA from Ostreococcus tauri, 1491 nucleotides. Its product is annotated as unnamed product. The transcript has a single exon. Bases 1 to 1491 code for a protein of 496 amino acids. The record is from RefSeq and is a predicted model, not a curated record. Lineage: Eukaryota; Viridiplantae; Chlorophyta; Mamiellophyceae; Mamiellales; Bathycoccaceae.